Messenger RNA from Cuscuta campestris, 583 nucleotides. The record is from the annotation of a GenBank genome assembly. NCBI's taxonomy places the organism in Eukaryota, Viridiplantae, Streptophyta, Magnoliopsida, Solanales, Convolvulaceae.
AUUCAAAGGCUUUUCCUGUUUUAAACAAGUAGCAUGUUGAGCAACCACAAGAUGGUGAUGAGGAUGCUGGUGAUUUCUUUUCAAGCCUUUUUCGUAUGCCCAAUUUUGAAUAGAGAAGGUAAUGAAGAUGUUCCCCCCAUCAUUUUACCAAGGUUUGCAAGGCUCAAGGUUUCAUCUCAAUCCAGCUCACUCAUUGAUUACUCUUUAUGUUAUGGCCUCUUGUUACAUAGUUUCCAUAUAGUCCAGCAGAUUAACCCUGACAACAAGAAACAGAGGUCUCCUUUCAUGUUUCCUUUAUUUGAGGAGAACCACCAGCUAAGCAUCACUUGUUGGAGCAUGGGGUUUCCCUGCACCAUAGGGGCAUUAAAACACAUUGAAAGGGACAAGGUGUAUUAGUCAAGAUACCCAUGCGUUGGAGAUUAUUUGGGAAGGGGAGUACGUUGUUGAAGAAACGCCAACGGAAAAUGCUGAUUUUGCCCAUUUGUCUCUUAUCCCCGAUGUAGACACAAGUGACUUGUUUAGGCUGAUGAUCAAAGUCUUAAAAGGUUUCUGCAAUCAGCCUUAGUAAAGAGAAUGAUGUCAU